Hipposideros armiger (great roundleaf bat) is the source of this 3215-nucleotide messenger RNA. It is a transcript of the gene RNF182, whose product is annotated as ring finger protein 182. Gene Ontology annotation, biological process: protein ubiquitination. The transcript has a single exon. The record is from RefSeq and is a predicted model, not a curated record. Gene Ontology annotation, cellular component: cytoplasm. Lineage: Eukaryota; Metazoa; Chordata; Mammalia; Chiroptera; Hipposideridae. Bases 206 to 946 code for a protein of 246 amino acids. Gene Ontology annotation, molecular function: ubiquitin-protein transferase activity.
CAUGUGGCCUUUUAAAAUAUGCAUUUGAGACAGAGAGUUAUAUGUAGAAGCUGAAAAUGCCUGGAAGAUUUCUGGUUUCUGUCACUACCUUUCUUGCCUUUUUGCAUCUCUGCCUGAUCUGGAUGAUGUGAUAUUCAGAGGGACUCCUUAGUCGAAGUCGUUUUUCAACGAGACACAUCUGGCCAAAGUCUACACAUAAUUCAAGAUGGCUAGUCAACCGCUGGAAGACGCUGCAGAGUCUCAGGUCUCCGACGAGCUGGAGUGUAAGAUCUGUUAUAAUCGAUACAAUCUGAAACAGAGGAAACCCAAAGUGCUGGAGUGUUGUCACAGGGUUUGUGCCAAAUGCCUCUACAAGAUCAUAGACUUUGGCGACUCCACCCAAGGUGUCAUCGUCUGUCCUUUCUGCAGAUUUGAGACAUGCCUGCCAGAUGAUGAAGUCAGUAGCCUCCCUGAUGACAACAACAUCCUCGUGAACUUGACUUGUGGAGGCAAAGGCAAGAAGUGCCUGCCCGAAAACCCCACCGAGCUGCUGCUGACCCCCAAGAGGCUGGCCUCUCUUGUCAGUCCUUCUCACACUUCCUCCAACUGCCUGGUUAUAACCAUCAUGGAGGUACAGAGAGAGAGCUCCCCAUCUCUGAGCUCUACUCCUGUGCUAGAAUUUUAUAGGCCUGCAAGUUUCGACUCAGUCACCACUGUGUCACACAACUGGACUGUGUGGAACUGUACCUCCCUGCUGUUUCAGACAUCCAUCCGGGUGUUGGUUUGGUUGCUAGGUUUGCUGUACUUUAGCUCCUUACCCUUGGGAAUCUACUUGCUGGUCUCUAAGAAAGUCACCCUCGGGGUUAUCUUUGUCAGCCUCGUCCCUUCGAGCCUUGUUAUUCUGAUGGUGUAUGGUUUUUGCCAGUGCGUGUGUCAUGAAUUUCUAGACUGUAUGGCACCUUCUUAAUCGAUAUGCAAACUAAGAAAUGUGACACACAUUGCCAUGUUUCGAGUUAGGUAAUACAUCAUUUAUUUUCUUUUAUAUUCUCUCCGAUGAGCGUUCAUGGCCUUAACAAAGCCAUCGGCCAUAUUUCUGUGGUCUGUUUUUCAUCAAAUGUGACACAACUGGUUUUCCUGUAUGCUGGAAGUACAAAUGUUCGUUAUCUAUUUAGGUGUUAGCAAAGAAGCAAAACUGUGUAAACUAAGGAUUUCCCUAGGCCCUGCUAGACAGACAGUGGCGGGGGCAGGGUCAGGCGCCAGGAGCGGUUUUUGUGGAAGGUUAGGAAUGAACUGAUUCCUCUUAUCAUCAUCAUCGUCAUCAUCAUCAUCAUCAUCAUCGUCAUCAUCGUCAUCAUCGUCAUCAGUAAUCUACAAUGGAGGGUGGAUGCCAGAGGAGAGUUGUUCGAAGGCACAUCCAUUUGAAAGGAGUUCACUCCCUCCACAGCCCAGUUGUUGGCGCUCCCCUGAAUCCCCUCCAGCUGUUUUCUCUCUUACGUUAAUGCUGCUCUCUGUAGGCUGCUACUCCAGUUGAGGUGCUCCAUCCCUUUGCACAUGCUCCCUUGCCAAGAGGAAUCUCUGCCUCUUUCCCUCAUGUGGUUUCAGUUAAAUAUCUGUUUUGCCACGUUACUAAAGAAAAUGAAAAACAAGCCAUUUGCAUUGAAGUCAACUUCACAACAGAAUAUGGCCACUUGUGUUUGAGACACACCCUUUCCCCAUAUUUAUUUUCCUCUCUCCUCCAUCUUUUCUGAAAUUCUCACAGCGCAGUUAUUGUUCAUGGAAAUCUUAAUUUGCGUCUUUCCUUAAAACAUUUUAGUUUAGUUUUUUUUUUUUUAACCACGUUGUUCAAUUAGCACCACCCCUUAUCCUGAAUGAGGUUCCAUUUAAAUUAGUUGCUAUAAAUUUAUGAGGAUUUUGUUUCAUUUUUUUCCCCAAUUAUAUUUUAAAUUCUAUUGUGGACUUAUUUAACUUAAUCCUAUAAUGAUUUGGGGUAAAUUGUGACAGUGGAAACCCAGAAACAAUGAAUGAGGUGUUUUGGCUCCCAGUUUGAUGUGCUGAGAACCUAAAUAUUUUGCUGUACUCCACUGAGUUAACCAAAAUAUAAUGGUUUAGGUUUAUGUGCAAGACUGUGUUGCUGUAGGCCAAGCAAAAGGAUGGAUCAGAAACACACAAAGCUGAUGCCCUGCUAGAAAAGACCCUUCCAGGGAAUGAAGUGGAGGUGGAGAGUGCGGCUUCAAGAAGUGCUAUCCCUGUUGUUUUUAAGUCCAUUUUAGAAGGGAUUCAAGAUCUUACACAAUUUAUUUCAAAUAAAAGUAUAAGCUAUGUGACUUGAGUUAAUGAAUUUCUUUUUACGAUGUAGGGCCAGUUGAAUGUAUAUAUUUAUGAGAAGAAAUUGUUUAGCAUAUUUUAGGUUUGAGGGACUAGAGUGUCCGUGGAAAAUAGGCAACAAAAAGCUUUUUAGUCUCUAAAACCCAUUACUGAUGAUGAACAUUAAAAUAUUUGUAACUCUUAGAAAGGGGCAUUACUCAGACUACUUUAACUUGUUUGUGAUGAAACAUUUGUUGCGUGAUAUAGUUACAGUGGACCGGUUCCCAUCUCCUAAUUCAGGAAAAAUUGACACUUAUUUCUAGAAGAGUAGUUUGAUUUUAAUUGUAUAACUAUUAACUUAGAGAAUAUGUAUGCCCAAGGUAAGUAUGACAGGAAAAUAUAUGUGGGAUGUGGUCCAAUGAAUCUAAGCCCAAGAUAUAUCUAAAUACAUUUAUGAUUUCAUAAAAUCUAGUUUAGAUAGCAUUGUUAAUGCAAUUUCCAAAAAUCCAUUUGUACUUAGAGUAAAUACAAUGGUUAGGAGAUGUUUUGUGGUUUGGGUUUACAUAUUGACAAGGUUGUUUUUUGUUUUUUGUUUUAAAUGCUCAUUUUAUCUGAACAAAAAUGAUUUUAAAUUUGAUGUUAGAAAUGUAACAGCAGAUAAGUUGGUGAGUUAGCAUAUAAUGAGAUUUCUAGAAAGCUCUGGACAUGGGUACUGUGCAUUUUGCUUAUUUGUAUAAUGUCUUCAGUUUUAAACUUGUAUCUCUUUGUGUACUGUGAUAGUCUUUUGUUUUUAGUUGCUAGUAAGUUGAUUUGAUUGUAAAGACUUUAAAUGUGUGACAACAAAAAAAAACUCUUCAUGCUGUUGAAUGAAAAAAGGACAAUGCUUCAAUAUUUUGUUCACUGUGGUGUUUUGUUUGUCCAUUAAAUUGUUA